Messenger RNA from Chlorocebus sabaeus (green monkey), 1777 nucleotides. The record is from RefSeq and is a predicted model, not a curated record. Lineage: Eukaryota; Metazoa; Chordata; Mammalia; Primates; Cercopithecidae.
CCCAGAAGCGAUAAUGGAGGAGAGAAGGAGCUAGCCCCCGAAGGAGUGUUGGGAUGGACACACCUGGGACGGGACCCAUUUUCAAAAUGUCAGGCUGUUGCAUUUUGUCCAAUUUCUUUUCACUUGGUUUCUCUUUCGUGGGCAGGCCAAGUCCUCCCCGAACUCCACCUCGUUGCCCGAUUCUCUCAGGCCCAGGUGGGGCCCAGAUUCUUCUUUGUCCUGCCCCGGUCCCCUACCCUUGUGGCUGCUGCUUUUUUAUUGAGGUGUUUUUGUUUGUUUUGUUUUGUUUUUAAUUAGAAAUGCCGUCGCAAAGUGAAGAUGCCUGGCCACUUGGUCGACAGCACAAUGUCUUUACCACUCUUAGCCCCUUUUGUUUCAACAAACCCCGAGUCUUAGUGCAAUGUUGUUCUUCCCAACUGCUCCUGGUUCCUAAAUACAUGGCCACUUACCACCAAGAAGGGCAGAUGCAGCUGCCCCGAGCUGAUGCCAUUCGUUCACGUCUCAUCGAUACUUUCUCUCUCAUCGAGCAUUUGCAAGGCUUGAGCCAAGCUGUGCCGCGGCACACUAUCAGGGAGUUACUCGAUCCUUCCUGCCAAAAGAAACUUACGUUGGGAGAUCAACACCAGCUAGUGCACUUCUCUAUAAAGCCUCAAUAUAUAGGACGGAUUUCACAUGCCCAGAGGCUGUUGAGCAGGCUUCAUGUGCGCCGCAGUCAGAGGCCACCUCUUUCUUUGUGGGUCGGAUGGGUCCUUGAGUGUCCUCUCUUCAAAAAUUUCAUCAUCUUCCUGAUCUUUUUGAAUACUAUCGUAUUGAUGGUUGAAAUAGAAUUGCUGGAAUCCACAAAUACCAAACUAUGGCCAUUGAAGCUGACCUUGGAGGUGGCAACUUUGUUUAUCUUGUUUAUUUUCUUCCUGGAGAUCCUUCUUAAGUGGCUAUCCAACUUUUCCCUUUUCUGGAAGAGUGGCUGGAAUGUCUUUGACUUUGUUGUUACCAUGUUGUCCCUGCUUCCCGAGGUUGUGGUAUUGGUAGGGGUAACAGGCCAAUCGGUGUGGCUUCAGCUUCUGAGGAUCUGCCGGGUGCUGAGGUCUCUCAAACUCCUUGCACAAUUCCGUCAAAUUCGAGUUAUUAUUUUGGUUCUGGUCAGGGCCCUCAAGAGCAUGACCUUCCUCUUGAUGUUGCUGCUUAUCUUCUUCUACAUUUUUGUUGUGACUGGUGUCUACCUCUUCCCAGAGUAUACCCCUUCACCUCGUCAGGACCUGGAGUACCAUGUGUUCUUCUUGGACCUCCCGAAUUCCCUGGUAACAGUGUUCAUUCUCUUCACCUUGGAUCAUUGGUAUGCACUGCUUCAGGAUGUCUGGAAGGUGCGUGAACCCAGUCGCAUCUUCAGCAUCUAUUUCAUCCUUUGGUUGUUGCUUGGCUCCAUUAUCUUUCGGAGUAUCAUAGUAGCCAUGAUGGUUACUAACUUUCAGAAUAUCAGGAAAGAGAUGAAUGAGGAGAUGGCACGUCAGGAGGUUCAGCUGAAAGCUGACAUGUUCAAGCGGCAGAUCAUCCAGAGAGAAAAAAACGUGUCACAGGAGGCACUGAGGUCAAGCCAUAGCAAAAUAGAUGACAGGUCAUUUGGACUGGGAGACUCUUGUGCAUGAAAAUCUGCCUGGGCUAAUGCAAAUGGAUCAGGAUGACCAUGUUUGGCCCAGAGACUCACUCUUCUGAUAUUUUAAGUUGCUAGAAAAUCUUCAGUAUAACCUAGAGGAGCGUAAGAAGUUACAAGAGUUUGCAG